AUGGCGGCGCCCAGCCUGCGGGGCCGCCUGGCGCAGCUAGGAAACCCGCGGAAGCCUAUACUGAAGCCCAACAAGCCCCUCAUCCUAGCUAACCGCGUCGGGGAACGGCGCCGGGAGAAGGGUGAGGCGACUUGUAUCACAGAGAUGUCGGUGAUGAUGGCUUGCUGGAAGCAGAAUGAAUUCCGCGACGAAGCGUGCAGAAAAGAGAUCCAGGACUUCUUUGAUUGUGCUUCGAGGGCUGAGGCAGCCCGCAAGAUGAGAUCUGUCCAUGAUGCCCUUGGAGAGUCUGGGAAUUUACCUCCCAAGAAACUGAAUACAUUGUUACAGAGGUUUCCUAACAAACCUCAUGUCAGCUAA
This is a messenger RNA of Orycteropus afer afer, 357 nucleotides long. RefSeq names its product coiled-coil-helix-coiled-coil-helix domain containing 1 (gene CHCHD1). Gene Ontology annotation, molecular function: RNA binding. Gene Ontology annotation, biological process: mitochondrial translation. The transcript is spliced from 3 exons. Bases 1 to 357 code for a protein of 118 amino acids. Gene Ontology annotation, cellular component: mitochondrial ribosome; mitochondrion; nucleoplasm. NCBI's taxonomy places the organism in Eukaryota, Metazoa, Chordata, Mammalia, Tubulidentata, Orycteropodidae. The record is from RefSeq and is a predicted model, not a curated record.